Molecule: messenger RNA, 4610 nt
Organism: Rattus rattus (black rat)
Lineage: Eukaryota; Metazoa; Chordata; Mammalia; Rodentia; Muridae
Gene: Manea
Product: mannosidase endo-alpha
Exons: 5
Coding region: 305-1693 (462 amino acids)
Cellular component (GO): Golgi apparatus
Molecular function (GO): alpha-mannosidase activity
Source: RefSeq, a predicted model, not a curated record
GCGCUGUCCUUUGGGAGGCGGGACUUUGGGGCCUGUGGCGAGCACUGUCAGCGAUAACAGAACUCGCGAUUCUUUUGGCCAGACGCGGCUUAGCAGUUGUGUGGUCCCGGAGCCAAGGCCCACAGGGACUCCGCAGCUAUCACCUGCGUGCUUGCCCGUCAGCCAAUCGUGGGCCCCCUGACUGCGGCACCCUUUGACCCCGGGCCUUCAGGAAUCCAGUCCCGCUCAGCCCAGCAGCCCGGCUCCGCGCCGGUCCCCGCCUCUAGCAAACCGUUUACUAGAUUGGAGUGUAAAGUAUGUCAUCAUGGCAAAAUUCCGAAGAAGGACCUGCAUCAUUUUGUCACUUUUUAUUGUAUUUAUUUUCUCUCUGAUGAUGGGCUUAAAGAUGCUGUGGCCAAACGCAGCAUCCUUUGGACCACCUUUUGGACUUGACCUCCUUCCAGAACUCCGUCCACCGAAUACCCACUUGGAAAACAAAGCCGACUUCCAAAGGAGUGAUCGAAUCGACAUGGAAACAAAUACCAAGGAUUUGAAAGGGGCUGGUAUGACUGUGCAGCCCCCCAAAGCCUCUGAGGUGAACCUGGAAGAACUGCCUCCACUGAAUUAUUUUGUACAUGCAUUUUAUUACAGUUGGUAUGGAAACCCACAGUUCGAUGGUAAAUAUGUACACUGGAACCACCCAGUCCUGGAACACUGGGACCCUAGAAUAGCCAAGAACUAUCCACAAGGAAGACAUAGUCCUCCAGAUGACAUCGGCUCCAGUUUUUAUCCUGAGUUAGGAAGUUACAGCUCCCGAGACCCUUCUGUCAUAGAAACUCACAUGAAACAAAUGCGCUCAGCCUCCAUUGGAGUACUGGCCCUGUCUUGGUACCCACCUGAUGCAAGUGACGAGAAUGGAGAAGCUACUGAUUACUUGGUACCAACUAUUUUGGAUAAAGCUCAUAAAUAUAAUCUGAAGGUCACUUUUCACAUAGAACCAUAUAGCAAUCGAGAUGACCAAAACAUGCAUCAAAAUGUGAAGUAUAUUAUAGAUAAAUAUGGAAACCAUCCAGCCUUUUAUAGGUACAAGACCAGGAUGGGGCAUUCUCUACCCAUGUUUUAUAUCUAUGAUUCUUAUAUCACAAAGCCUAAAACAUGGGCCAAUCUGUUAACACCCUCAGGAUCUCAGAGUGUUCGUGGUUCUCCUUAUGAUGGCUUGUUUAUUGCACUUCUAGUAGAAGAAAAGCAUAAAUACGAUAUUCUUCAAAGUGGUUUUGAUGGAAUUUACACAUAUUUUGCCACAAAUGGCUUUACAUAUGGAUCAUCUCAUCAGAAUUGGAAUAAACUGAAAUCAUUUUGUGAAAAGAACAACAUGAUAUUUAUCCCAAGUGUAGGCCCAGGAUACAUAGAUACAAGCAUCCGUCCAUGGAACACUCAGAACACCCGGAACAGAAUCAAUGGGAAGUAUUAUGAAGUUGGACUAAGCGCUGCACUCCAGACCCAGCCCAGCUUAAUCUCCAUCACCUCUUUCAAUGAGUGGCAUGAAGGGACUCAAAUCGAAAAGGCUGUCCCCAAAAGAACUGCUAACACGGUAUACCUGGAUUACCGGCCUCAUAAGCCAAGUCUUUACCUAGAAAUAACUCGAAAAUGGUCUGAAAAAUACAGUAAGGAAAGAAUGACGUAUGCAUUGGAUCAACAGCUGCCUGCUUCAUAAUGUAUCUCUUAUAGUCUGUCAAGACUCCUAGCUCAGUCAACACACUAUAUUAUGAGCUAUGAAAACUGUCAAAAUCAAUGUGUGCUUGCUACUGUAACCUUUAUCAGUUAUUUCAUUUUUACUUUUUAAAAGAUUCGUUUUUCUACAAUGGACAGUACCUUACAGAAACAUCUAACAAGAUAAGUUCUGUCAGUAACAUUCCUGAUGGUGUAGUUUUCUGAAUUUCUGACUAUAAUUAAAAUCUUAAUGGAGUUGCCUUGUUUUUGUUUCACAUUAAGAAAAUGAUUGUAUUACAUUACAAAAAGCAGCUAACAGCGAAUGUUCAGGUAAGUCAUACUUGUAUUCUGGGUCCAAAGACAUAGGAGUAUGUACAUGUUAGGUACAUCUGGCAACAGAAGUUCAGACCUAAAGGACAGUAAGUGAAUGUGCUUCAUUUCUGGACUCUUUGGUGAAGUUUGUUAAUAUUCAGAGUCUGGUUGGCUUCCCCUGGUGAUCCAGCUCACUUUUCAAGUUUGUUGUGAACACAGACCUGUUUAAGUAAAAAGUCAUUUUAUCGCAUUUUUCUGUUUCUGUUAGCCAUGGUCUGUUGAAGAAUGCCUGUGCAGGCAUCCAUUAGUGUCAGUGUUCGAAGACUCGGGUGCCUGUGGUGCUAAGUGCUUUUGCAUGUUGAAUGCCCCUGGAUUGUCCUGCUGAACUAAAAACUAGAAACAAUAGGUAGUUUGUUAAAUGUUCAUGACUGUUUCUAAUCUAUGAGAAAAAUAAUUGUUUAAGAGUGGUUAAAAUUUAAUGUUCACCAGAGACUACUGAACGGACUUUGAAAGGAUAAUGUUAAUACUCAAAAGUGUUUUCCUUUUAAUAUUUUAAUUUUACUGUAAUACAGAAAAUUUGCAUAUCACUUCAAAAAUAGAGAUACUUUUAAAGUAACAUCAUGUAUUUCAGUAAUGUCCUCACUUUAAUGUCUUACACUUAUAUAGUGGCUAUUGGUUUAAAAAGAAAAUGUUAGUGAUCCAUAGCUGUCAAGUGGUUACAAAUUGAUAAGUUCUAUGCUAAAAGUGGAAAUAAAAAUUGACUGAAUUCAAUAUUUAUAAUUAAAAUAGAAAAAAAACAGCCCAGCUAGUCUACAUAAUUUUACACAACUGUUAUUUCUUAGUUCUACAGCGAGAAUCAUUUAAGUAACACUAACAAAUAAUGCAUGCCUGUCUUCAUAGCCUAUAGACAUUGAGAAACAAGUAAGUUCUGGAAUUUAUCUUAAAAUACACAGCAGAGAGGACACAGCUUUAUGGUAAGGGUGAGUGAUAUGUGAGAAAAGUUCUUGUUGUGCAAGUAUGAGGGCCUGAGUCUGAACACCUAGAACUCACAUAAACAUGAGCUCAGUAGCAUACAUGUUUUAUUCCACAGCUCCUGCAGUGUAGACAAGACAGAGCCCAGGAGUGUAGGAGCCAGUUAGCCUUCUGUAGGUAGCAGCAAACAAGAGAUCCUGUCUCAAACAUGGUGGGAAGCAAAGGUCAACAGGCAAGGUCACUUGGACAUUCAAACCCACCUCAUGUCAUAUUCAGUCUCCCUCUUACUCUUGAAUGUUUGCAGAUACCCACACAGAGCUUUUUUAAAAUUAUUUUUAAAAUAAUGCUUGUAGACUAAAGUGUUUUUCAGGAGUUACACUAACCUUAUUAAAUUAAAAUUUUCUAUUUAUAAGAAAAUUCUUAGGACAUAAAAAAUAUGAGAAUAAUAGUCUGAUUUUUCCAGAUAAAUUGUAAGAAUGAUUAAGUGUAAUAUUUUGAUAUUACACAUCUCCAUUGGAAUAAGGAGAAAUAUAACCUAUAGAUUUUUCUCUUUGCUUUGCUACUACAUUAAAGCUAAUUAUCAAUACAUAGUUUUAUAGUAUAUGUUGUUUUCUUCAUUCCUUAUAUUGCAUUUUAUAUUUGAGUCCACCAUGACAAAAAGUGGAUGUUAUGAAACAAUUCUGAUAUUAAGAAACAGUCUGCGAAAAUAAGAUCAAGCAACUGUUAGUAAGAACUUUCACAGCAGACAGCUCACCCUAGCUGUUCCCAGUACUUCUCCACCCCAUCAGUAGUCAGAAGUUAAAAUUAGACAGAUACUAUCUUUAAAGAAUGUCUGUCUAACAAAUCACUGAACUAUCUUUUCAUAAGAAUUACUAGUUGAUAAUUAUAUAAAUAACCAUAGUCACCUCUGUGGUUUCCACAACCAAAUAUUCAGCCAACUAAGGAUCAAAAUACUUGGGAACAAAAGUCCAUUUGUAUAUAACAAACAUGUUUAGUGUGUUUCCAUCCCAUAAGCCAGAUAGUAUAACUACCAUUUAUAUUUUUCUAGGUAUUAUAAAUAAGCUGAGAGAGUUUAAAGUAUACCUGAAGAUCAUUGUGUGGUAUAUUCCAAUCCAGUUCCAUUUUUUAAAGGAACCUAAGCAUAGUCAGCCGUUUUUACCUGUGCAUCCUAAAGCCAGUUCCACACAAAUACCAUGGAGUGCUAUAUUCCCAACAUUGCUGGUGACUGUUAGAGGAUGCCUUCAGAGCCUCUUUCCUUUACCUCUGCUGUCUGACUGGAAACACAGCUAGAAUUACAAUGAUCACAAGUAAAUCUCAUCAAAUGAUCCCAUUCUUUUGUAAAUCUGAAAUGUUAGAAUCCAGUAAACUUAAAGAUAUAUAAUAUGUGUAAUGCAUGAAUUAGAAUCAGAUUUUUAUAAGGGUUUUUGAUUUUUUGGAUUAAUCCAUCUAAUUGUUUAGAAUGUAGAAUAGAACAAUAUCCUUAUUUCUUCUUUUAAUACAUAAUUGUAAACACUGACCCUUUUAAUGUUUACUUGAGUUGUAUAUUAACUUGCUUAUUUAUGUGUGUAAAUUGGGAAAUGGUUUAUUUUAUUAUAUGAUGUUAAUUUUUAUCUAAUAAAAGCAUAAAUGAAAGUAAA